GUGCAGAGACAGAGUGGGUCUGCAGGAGGAGGUGACCGGCUCCCUGCUGGGAGGAGGAGGAGAUGUAGCCUUGAGUCAAGAGGAGGAAGAGGGGCAGGAGGAAACCUGUCCUCCCCUCCUGUCUGUCCCUCCGGUCUCCCAGCGACUUCAGAGCACCCUGCACUGCAUCAGCCUGAGUGUGGAGCAGGGGAAGCUGCUCGGUGUCUGUGGAAGCGUCGGCAGUGGGAAAACCUCCCUGAUCUCCGCCAUCUUAGGACAGAUGACUCUGUUGGAGGGCAGCGUCGCCGUCAGAGGAAGGUUGGCCUACGUGGCUCAGCAGGCCUGGAUCCUGAACGCAACCCUGAGAGACAACAUCUUGUUUGGGCAGGAGUACCAGGAGGACAGGUAUCAGUCCGUGCUGAGUGCCUGCUGUCUCAGACCAGACCUCGCCCUGCUGCCCAACGCUGACCUUACAGAGAUCGGCGAGCGUGGUGCCAACCUGAGUGGCGGGCAGCGCCAGCGAAUCAGCUUGGCCCGCGCCCUCUACAGCGACCGCGACGUUUACAUCCUGGACGACCCGCUCAGCGCCCUCGAUGCCCACGUGGCCAACCACGUCUUCCGCAACGCCAUCAGGAAGCAGCUUUCCCACAAGACUGUCAUCUUCGUCACCCACCAGCUGCAGUACCUGGUGGACUGUGAUGAUGUCAUUCUGAUGAGGGAGGGCAGUAUAGUGGAGCAGGGUAACCAUGACAACCUGAUGAAACUGAACAGAGACUACGCCGCCAUGUUCAACCACUUCCAGCUGGGAGACACUCCUUACAUAGAGGCUCCCAGUAAAAACAACGGUGGUUCUCAGAGGAAACCAGCAGAUAUUAAACCAGGAUCAGUGAAGAAGAACGCACCAGUCGUCAAAGAUAACGGGGAGGAGCAGCCCAGUGGGGGCGUGGCCUGGCCCGUGUUUCGCCUCUACAUGGCGGCGUAUGGUGGCUCCGCCUCUUGUCUGGUGAUCCUGGCUCUGUUCGUCCUCAAUGUGGGGAGCUCCGCCUUCUGCCAGUGGUGGCUCAGCUACUGGAUCAACCAGGGCAGCGGGAACACCACAGUAACUCGGAGCAACAGCUCGGCAGUGAGCAUCAGUAUUAAGGACAAUCCCAUGAUGCAACACUACGCCACUGUCUACGCCUCCUCCAUGGGAGUCAUGCUGCUCUUCAAACUCAUCAGAGGAAUUGCCUUCGUCAAGGGAACUCUGCGUGCCUCUUCUAAGCUGCACGACCUGCUCUUCCACAAGAUCCUCCGCUGCCCCAUGAAGUUCUUCGACACGACGCCCACAGCGCGAAUCCUCAACCGCUUCUCCAAGGACAUGGAUGAAGUCGACACUCGUCUGCCCUUCCAGGCUGAGAUGUUCAUCCAGAACGUGAUCCUGGUCUUCUUCUGCCUGGGCAUCAUCAGCUGUGUUUUCCCUUGGUUCCUGGUAGCGGUGGGUCCCCUGGUGUUGCUGUUCGCAGCGCUCCACAGCGUCUCCAGGGUCUUCAUCCGGGAGCUGAAGCGCCUGGACAACGUGACGAUGUCGCCCUUCAUGUCCCACAUCACCUCCAGCAUCCAGGGCCUGACCACCCUGCAGGCCUACGACAGGGGCCGCGACUUCCUCACCAGGUACCAGGUUCUGCUGGACCAGAACCAGGCUCCGUUCUACCUGUUCAGCUGUGCGAUGCGCUGGCUGGCGGUGCGUCUGGACGUCAUCAGCGUGGCUCUGAUCAGCAUCACCGCCCUGAUGAUGGUCCUGAUGCACGGGAAGAUAUCUCCAGCCUACGCCGGCCUCGCCAUCUCCUACGCUGUCCAGUUGACAGGGUUGUUCCAGUUCACAGUGCGUUUGGCCUCUGAGACUGAAGCUCGCUUCACUUCUGUGGAGAGAAUCCAUCACUAUAUCCAGUCCCUGUCCCAGGAGGCCCCGGCCAGGGUCAAAGGUUGUGCUCCUCCAGCUGAUUGGCCCCAGGAGGGGGAGCUGGUGCUCAGGGAGGUGGAGAUGAGGUACCAGGAGAACCUCCCUCUGGUUCUCAACAAGAUCUCCUGCACAAUCCGGCCCAAAGAGAAAAUCGGCAUUGUCGGCAGGACCGGAUCAGGGAAGUCGUCUCUGGGCGUGGUUUUGUUCAGGCUGGUGGAGCGCUGUGGAGGAUCCAUCCUGAUCGACGGCAUCGACAUCAGUGACAUCGGACUGGCCGACCUCCGCAGCAAGCUGUCCAUCAUCCCCCAGGACCCGGUCCUGUUCAGUGGGACAGUCCGGUCCAAUCUGGACCCCUUUAACCAGAACAGUGAGGAGCAGAUCUGGAAGGCUCUGCAGAGGAGUCACAUGAAGGAGUGUGUGUCCCAGCUGCCCCUGAAGUUGGACUCGGAGGUGGUGGAGAACGGAGAGAACUUCUCUGUGGGAGAGAGACAGCUGCUGUGUGUUGCCAGAGCUCUGCUGAGGCAGUGCAAGGUCCUGAUCCUGGACGAGGCGACAGCAGCCAUGGACGCAGAGACGGACGCUCUGAUUCAGGAGACCAUCAGGAGUUCGUUUCAGGACUGCACCACCCUGACCAUCGCCCACCGCCUGCACACCGUCCUCGCCUCAGACCGCAUCAUGGUGCUGAACCAGGGACAGGUGGCGGAGUUCGGCAAACCGUCCGAGCUGCUGGCCAAUGAGAACUCUCGGCUGUGCUCCAUGCUGGCCGCCGUGGAGAACAAGAUCUCAGUGCGAGGAUGAGGAGGAGAAGGAGAGGGAGGAUGAAAACGAGGAGGAGGAAGAGGAUGAAGAGAUCAGCUGCACUGACGGUGCUGUAACUGUAUAUUCUCUGUUAUUGAUCAUCGAUCAUCUGUUUGAUGUGAACGCCUGCUGAUGAGCUGGCAGCGUGUGAUUGGACGCCUGCAGCAGCUCGACUGAGUCCUUUGAGUUAUUGAUAAUCGAUCAUCAGACACAUAUUUAUAAUGUGAUCAGUAAACGUUAGAACGUUGUUCUCUCGUGGUUUGAUAACGACUCGCUGCCUUUUAUUGUAUUUCUGCCUUUAAUGAACGAGCACACGGGGAGAUUAAAUAUGGAGCCAAGGAUGCAGAGACACUGUUGUACCCACCAGGACCUGACCUCUGACCUCUGACCUCUUUAUUAACAGUAUAUUAAUGUAAACACUGCAAAUAACAGCACAAGAGUAUAAAAUACAAAACCACAAAUAAAACAUUUGAACUGUAAAAGGUGAAUAAACAGAUUGAAGUAAUCAAUAACAUCGACUGUAAUAUUGACUGGUUUCCAGCUGCUCUUGUUUUUGGUUAUUUUCUUUUAUUUGUUAUUUUUCAUAUUGGGUUAUGUAAGCUCUACAUGACCUCCGCCCUCUGACCUCUGACCUCCAAAGCCUCCUGGACUGGAAGACCAACGCUCUAAAACAAAAUAACAGAAUGUAAAUAAAAUCUCCUCAGAGGUAUUUGGUGAUAAUAUGAACGUCAGUGUGUCUGUUUGAUUGAUCCAACCUGAUCAAUCAAUAAUAUGUUUACCUGUAAACAGGUUGUUUACCUGUAAACAGCUGAUCCAGCACCAGUUCAUGUGCAUAAAGGAUGUAAAUAAAGUGAAAGCAAUACAAGAGUUAUUGAGGUGCACUGAUUGGCAGUAACUGAUUGAUUGAUUGAUUGAUUGAUUGAUUGAUUGAUUGAUUGAUUGAUUGAUUAGUGGAACCUCAGGUGAGUCCUGCAGGUAUGUAAAUCUUUCUUCUUCUUCUUUUUGUUUGUUUUUGUGAUGUUCAGACUGUUUCCUGUUUGUGUCGGUGGACGGACGGACUUCCUGUUUGUCCUCAGAGGAAGUUGUCAUCUUAAACCUUCAAAAUAAAAACCUGGUAGUUAAAGAGAAAGGUUUUCUUGUAAAGAGGAAGUGAAAGUGUCUCUGCUGUGUUUUUCUAACAGCCUUAAAGCAUGACGUCAUUACUGCCUUUCCAUUGUCAAUAAAGUUAUUUUAAGAUGAAAUGUGUUCGUUCCUGAUGUCACUGCUCGCUGUCCAAGUAUGUAUGUGU
Messenger RNA from Morone saxatilis (striped sea-bass), 4004 nucleotides. It is a transcript of the gene abcc5, whose product is annotated as ATP-binding cassette, sub-family C (CFTR/MRP), member 5. Gene Ontology annotation, biological process: transmembrane transport. The record is from RefSeq and is a predicted model, not a curated record. Gene Ontology annotation, cellular component: membrane. Lineage: Eukaryota; Metazoa; Chordata; Actinopteri; Moronidae. Gene Ontology annotation, molecular function: ATP binding; ATP hydrolysis activity; ABC-type transporter activity.